Molecule: messenger RNA, 981 nt
Organism: Amaranthus tricolor (Joseph's coat)
Lineage: Eukaryota; Viridiplantae; Streptophyta; Magnoliopsida; Caryophyllales; Amaranthaceae
Exons: 1
Coding region: 1-981 (326 amino acids)
Molecular function (GO): nucleic acid binding
Source: RefSeq, a predicted model, not a curated record
AUGGCUUCAGAUAAUGACGAUGAGCUACAGGGGGCUCGGUAUUUUGGAUCAAAUGCAUACGAUUCACAGUCAAGCUCCAGUUCUGACGAGGAACCACAAGAAAUGGAUGCACAACAAAUAGAACAGCAAGGUCAACGUAAAACAAGGCUUACGAACGAGUUGAGGCAUCUUAUUUUACAUGAAAUGUUGUCACUUAAAGUAAGUGACUCACUCCCACAUGGUACAUUCGUACGAAUAGCAAACAAAUACGGUUACACACCAAGAGCAAUUCGAAACUUAUGGAAACGUGCAAUUGAAAACAAAGAAGAAAACAAGCCUUAUGUUGUCGAUUCAAAGUACAAGAAUUGUGGAAGAAAAAGAGUUCAAGUGCCACCAAACGUACUUGAAUCAAAACCAAUGGGUGAACGUACAUGCAUAAGAGAUGUUGCAACAUGCUUAGACUUGGCACCAACAACGGUUUGGCGAUUGAUACGAAGGGGGGAGAUUAAGGCACAUUCAAAUCCAUUACACCCUUAUUUAACGGAUGCAAACAAGGCAAGAAGGGUUGAGUGGAUUUUAAGUGUCAUUCAAGAAGAUACAAUUCAUCAUCAUCCAAUGUAUAAAGGUAUGUAUGACUUUAUACAUAUUGAUGAAAAAUGGUUUUACUUAACCAAGAAGACACAAAGAGUUUAUCUAGCACACAAAGAAAAAAUUCCAUAUAGGGCGAGAAAGUCAUCAAAAUUCAUUCCAAAAGCCAUGUUUUUAGGGGCGGUUGCAAGGCCUAGAUGGAAUCAAUAUGGCCAAAGCACAUUUGAUGGGAAAAUCGGAAUUUUCCCUUUCGUAAGUAGGGUUGCAGCACAAAGAAAUUCAAUUAACCGUCCAAGGUGGUCUAUAGAAAUUAAACCAACUGAUUCGGUUACUCAGGAAGUUUAUAGGAGCAUGGUCAUAGAACAAUUAAUUCCAGCAAUUCUUAGAAAAUGGCCAAGUGAUGGUCCAUCCUAG